Molecule: messenger RNA, 3699 nt
Organism: Magallana angulata
Lineage: Eukaryota; Metazoa; Mollusca; Bivalvia; Ostreida; Ostreidae
Product: caspase-7-like
Exons: 5
Coding region: 121-876 (251 amino acids)
Biological process (GO): apoptotic process; proteolysis
Cellular component (GO): cytoplasm
Source: RefSeq, a predicted model, not a curated record
GUAUCCAAUUUUUAAUGAAUAUUCAUAAAAUGAAGACGGGUGUCCUAGCGGAUCCUUUCUAUUGCUUACCGUUCAGGUUCAGAGAUCAUCGUGAAACCGAAAGUAGAACAUAUUUUGGAAAUGCCAGGACCAAGGUAUAGUACUCAAAAAUGCAUGGGCAGAGUGCUCAUUGUCCAAAAUCAGGAGUAUGUAGGUAUUCGUCAUACUCGAGGAGGUAAGGCUGAAGAUAUAAAUGUGACAAAAAUGAGGACAACAUUAGGGAAAAUGGGAUUUACUGACGCAUGUAUUGAAGAACACAAAAACAAAACCAAAGCAGAAAUGAUUCGAUUAUUGGAAGAUGUUGCUAAAAGAACGGAUUUGAAGGAUGACUAUUGUUUUAUCUGCAUGGUCUUGUCUUAUGGACAAGAUGGCGUUAUUAUUUGUUGUGAUGAGAAGCAUUCACCCACAAAUCCAACUCCAAGUAUGCAACUACCUGUCUCUGAACUUCAAGAAUGUCUGAAGGGAGACAAAUGUAGAGACCUUCUCUUGAAACCGAAGAUAUUCAUGUUACAGUUGGAAAAAGUUCCUUCUAGCAGGGCUGAUAGUACUCAGUCAGACACACAUACAGAAAAGCCAGUGAAGAUUCCAAGAGAGGCCGACUUUCUGAUAUAUACAUGUGUUAGAGAUUAUGCUCUCGCCGCCUGGAUUGACGGAUUUGAAAAGUAUGUCCUGGAUUCUGAAAAAACAGGACAACCUCCCUUGGAGAUCCAAAAACUCCUCACACGGAUAAACAAUCUAUAUUUGGUACAUUAUGGUUCAUCAGCGGAUAUACCUUGUGUGACCUCCCUUCUUACCAGAGAGGCUUACCUGAAGAUAGAGGAGCCAAGCCCAAAGUAACAGUAUGUUGUCCUUGAGAUACAGGUACCAUCAAGCAGUUUGUAUUUGUGUGUGAUUAAAUACGCAAUAAAUGAUAAAAUAUCAGUUUUAUGAUGAUAUUGUAAUGUACAUGUAGUUGUAAAAAGCUUGGAUAAAUUGAACAAACUUAUUUCACGUUAAUGAUUUGGAUUAAACUUUAUAGCACGUGUUUAUAAAAAUAGUAGAUUGUUGUUCAACAAUUUAAUUGAUAAAAAUGCGAAAUAUAAUUAUUUAGAACUUAGAUAUUGGUAAAACGCGAAGAUAAUGCUUGAUAGUAAUAUGCUUCAAUCGAUUUAUAAAAUUAUCUAAUAUAUAUCUAUAGUCAUUUGGCAUAUAUGAAUCUAGAUGUUAUCCCGCGGAAGUGCUGGGAAUAACUUUCUACACAUUAACGGGCUUUGUAUUAUUUAUACACCUUGUUUGUAUUUACUGUGUCCGAAUUUUUUUAAUUGUUUUUCAUAACCCAUUUCUUAAAUUUUGAAACCAUAGAGUGACUAGCUGGAUAUUUAGAGGAGCUGAAAGGAAUGAACAUCUAAACUGAAAUUGAUUAUAUGUGGCCUCAAUUUUUUGGCUUUCUGUUUGGUCUGUAUGCAGAUCCUGUUGCAAUUGAAAAUAUUUUCACUUUUUUCACUAUUUGAUGUAUUAAAUAACAACCCUCAAUAUAACAUUAACAUGCCUAAUAAUUAUAAUUUCAAAACGAGGAGGAAGAUGUAGUGUGUCGUAUCUCUUUUCUUCAUUUAAUCCUUUAUACCAAAUUUCGCUAUAAUUUUUUAAGACUGUGUUACAUGAGUUUUCUAUAUGUAAAUUGAGAAAUAAAGUACGAGUUUUCGUGAAUGUUGCAGAAUAACCUCCGAGGUCGAGAAAUGUUGUUUUGAAAUAUAAAAGCCGAGGCGUUAGCCGAGGCUUUUAUAUUUCAAAACAACGCCUCGGCUUUUAUAUUUCAAAACAACAUUUCUUGACCUCGGAGGUUAUCCUGCAACAUUCACGAUGACAAGAACUUGAAAUUGACAUAAUUUUCAAAACUUUUUACUGUUUGAAGUUGUACUUUCAUGGUCAGUGCGAGACAAAUAGGUAUUUCUGAUCUGAUAAUUUACUGAUGACGUUCGUGGUAUAUUGGAGAUUAAGGUCCGCGGCAUCUCUUUGAUUUCGGCAAUAGCUGUAGUAGAAUUUUAAAUAAACGCAUGUUAUAAAAACAAACUAUGAAGGAGGUAGCUGUUGACUCCGUCCGUUCGUUCUGAAGCAGUUUUAUCGUUUUGUGCGGGGACAAUUUAUUCAUAUAAGCCAGAAUGAGAUUUAAUUUAUACAUUCGAGUUGUUAACACAAUCUGUUCAUGGUUCACAACUUUAUUGAUAUUAUAUAAGAAAAAUAUAUGUAAUCUAAAAACACAAGAGCAUGCAUAUUUAUUUGUAUAUUUUAAACGAAAGAUCAGAUCAGAUGUUGUCAGAUCAAAGGUAUAUGCCCGAUACAUAAUAAACUCGUCCUUCAAUUUCCGCCAUGAUGUUAAUUUGUCAGCCUGCUUUCUUGGCCAACCCGUUCUGGAAAGUUCAAAAACUAAAAUAGUGCAUUAAAGAAACUGAUUAGCUGCUUUUAUUUUUUUUUGUAAAUUUUUCAAAUCCUAUAUUCAUGUAUACUCUUUAUAAAUUUCCGCUAACCAUUUUCACUCUUAACAUAAUUAUUCAGUAUUUUUUUUAAAGCGAGUAUAUACAUGUAUCUUGAUAAAAACUCUCACUGGCAUGGAUCCGCCAAAACGUGUCCACCACCUUACUCUCAUUUUUGCUAUUUCGAACCGGUUUAUCGAAAACGAAAGUAUUUUUUUUUUCAUUAAUUUGACAAUACAAGCUUAAUGAGGCUGUCUAACAGCCUUGUACCAUUGUAGCAUUGUAGGAGGGGGAUGAACCUAUAAGAUAUUUGGUACUCUAACAAAUCUAUUAUCAUUUAAUUCUAUUGUAACAAUUCGGUCUAUCUAAGUACAUGUAGUGUCAAUUUGCUUAGUUGAAUUUAUAUCACUAAUCAAGGUAUUUAAUCAUUUUUACUAUAGCUAUUCUAUCUUGGCUAUGAUUAAACUGUUAUUCCUCAUGUACAUAUACUUAGAUUAGAUAUAUUUAUAUAAAUCUUUACAGUAACAUAUUAAGUCUUUUGUAUUUUUCUAUAAAUUAGGUUUACAAUGUUGCUUACUAUCGAAGUAAUUGUGUCAAUAUAAUGUAAUUGAGUUUUGAUGCGUUUUCUUUUUGUAUUAACAUUUGGUGUUUUGUUGAUGAAAUAUCUAUAGUCCCUAACGACAUCGAUUUAUGACUGUUCCAUUGUUAAAAGAGUUUUAUUGAAUGAACUUUAUACUUGUGAUCUUUUUUUACUGAAGUAAUUUUAAGUGAUCAAAAAUGUUUUGUUUUUAAGAGUUUUGUAUUUUUACUGACUUCUAAAGUAUGCUCAAUCAUCACAGGAUAACCUCCUGUUAAUGUCCUAUGCAAAAAAUAUUAUAACUAGUGUGAGAAACUGGAACCUCUGAUUGCUCAAGAUGCAGCAUGAAUUACUUAGGUCAAACAAUGUGCCAUUUAUUCAGGAAUCAUCCACGAUGUUGACAACGAAAUCAAAAUAUAAUAUCAAUGCUAUUCUAAUAAAUUUCAACGUUUGUAAAAACGAGGGGAAAAUAUUAAACCUUAUCAUUUACAUUACAAUAUUUUUAUUUGCAAAUUGAUAUGUUACCAAAACAUACUUACACUCAUGGGGCAUGAUAAGAAGUCGUUAAAAAGGAACAACUGUUAUAAAAUUGUGGCUUUUAUACAUUAUAAAAAUAAACUUUUUUCUUUUUCC